AUGGAGGGCCACAGAAACAGUCAGGGUAACCCAUGCAGCGAGGAGUUGCUGGAGUUCAGCCAGAAACUUAGGGAAGAUUUGACAGAAUUUCUGAACACAACAUGGGMAGUUGAGGACAACAAUGACAUGUCCGUGUUCUCCUUGACCAUUGUCAGACUCCUGGACAUUUGGGGGGACAUGGAACAGGACAUUCGUCAGGUCAAGCAGUUUUCAGACUGGAAAGAUGUCCUCUCACUGAGACUGAUGGUSACAUUCCUGGAACUCAACCACCAGUUCAGUGAACUCCCUUCCGUAGGAACCCAAGCUGACUUUCACAAGAAGUGGAUCCACGCACUCAGCCGUCUAGCCUUUGCCCAGCUCUUGUCAGAAACGCUAGAGGACUGCUGGGUGGAGAACGUUCACCUAAAGCUCAACCUGACCAACAGCCUCAAAGUCGACCCAUACAUCUUUGACUCCACCCCCUGGCAGAUCCCAGCGGUUGGCACGGUGGGAACAGUGGGCAUCCUCACAGGCUCUCAGACUGGCAUCCAGGCUCUGAGGGAUACCCAGGCGUGCCUGCUGGCUGGGGCGUUGCCAGCUCUGAAACUCCGAUCCAGGGCCAUGUUCUCAGGGCUCAGCAUGCGGAUCUCCCUGUUGACAUUGGCCUGCCUGAUCUAUCCGCUSGUGCUGGUGUCCUUCAAGCAGAUGACAGAGUGGAUCCAGAACUAUGCAUGCAGCCUGCAGGAGAGGACCGAGGACCUGAAGCGCCAGAGACAGCUGGCCGAGGACCUCCUGCACCAGAUGCUGCCCAAGACCGUAGCCAAGCAGCUGAGACAGCAGAAGCACGUGGAGGCGGAGAGCUAUGAGAAGGUGACUAUUUUCUUUUCUGAUAUCGUUGGUUUCACCACUAUCUCGGCCUCCUGCACCCCUCUGCAAGUCGUGGAGAUGCUGAACAACCUGUACAUGUGCUUCGACACUCGCAUCGACUCCUAUGAUGUCUACAAGGUGGAGACGAUAGGCGAUGCCUACAUGGUGGUGAGUGGGCUGCCUGAGAGGAACGGGGACAAGCACGCUGACGAGAUCGCCAAGAUGUCGCUGGACCUGGUGGCAGCAGUUAGACAGGUGGCAAUCCCCCACAUGCCCAACAAGAGACUGCAGCUUCGCGCAGGCAUACACACAGGUCCAUGUGUGGCAGGUAUUGUCGGCUACAAGAUGCCCAGAUACUGCCUGUUUGGAGAUACUGUCAACACAGCCUCUAGAAUGGAGUCCACCAGCCUGCCUCAGAGGAUCCACGCCAGCUCAGCCGUAUACCUGGCUCUGAUGAAGGACGGUGCCUACGACUCCAGCUGA
Molecule: messenger RNA, 1329 nt
Organism: Salvelinus sp. IW2-2015
Lineage: Eukaryota; Metazoa; Chordata; Actinopteri; Salmoniformes; Salmonidae
Source: RefSeq, a predicted model, not a curated record